UCUAAAUAUGUGAUCUGUCAAAAUUUUAUAUCAUGUGAUUACACCAAUGACUUGAUUGACGAAAUUCCGUCAAACCUCUUCAGUUUAACCAACUCCAAGUGUCUGAAAAAACCUCACUCCUAUUCCUGUGCUUUAACUGCCUCUUCUAUUUCAGUAAAAGAAGCGGCUGGCUUCCUACGCAUUGGGUCUCUCAACGUGAAGGUGCGGAAAACAACGGAGGCCUUCAAUAACCUGCUGUCACGUGAGGUGGAGUCUAAGUUGCACCGUAGUUGGGGCUCCAGCGACUCCAUACCUGAUGCAGAUAAGGAAUCCAAGUCCAUGCCGCCACCAAAGUUUGGACCCAUCAAGAAGAGAAAAACCAAGAGAGACCGUGACUUUGUAGCCAGCCGUCCUGUGUCUGCAUACCCUGCCUUGGCUCCUACGGAAGAGACCACCUCUACCUCCUCCACUGCUUCUACAGUGCCGCCUAUAAAUGCCGACUCUGACUCUGACUCUGCUUAUGGCUUUGGAUCUGAAUGGCAUUAACUAGAUUUUAAUGCUGUUCAGAUAAAUGGCUUUAUUGGCAGCAUUUUUUGCAGACAGUGGAAUUUUUGCACUGUAUAUAUACAUCUUCCGUAAUGAUAGACAUGCUGUUAGGGGGUUAGAUAUUACUGCAUUGUCAUUGAAGGAUCCUUAGAAAUGGUAAUGAUUGAAGAAAUUGAAGAUCUUAUUUAAUAUUAGGAGUUUGUUUGGAAGAGAAGAUCUAGUUUUAAGAGGCUUCUUUCUUAUUAAUAACACUGACAAGAUGUUUUUGGUUGAAAUUAUUAGUUUUUAGUAUAGUUUUAGUAUUAGAUUACUAAUGCAAAAUCUAUUUUAUUGAUUUUCAUAAGUGCAAUUUUAAAAAUCUCUCAUGACAUUCCUUUAUGGUUGUGUCUCCCAUGACCCAAAUUAGAACAUCUUGUACAGUUGAUUGGUCACAGAUCUGCCAAUAUAUUACUAAAAUACUCAUACAAGAUGCCAUCUUUCCUCCCUCUUUAUGCUGUUGUCUUUUAAACACUAACAGUGGAUAGAGGUCUGACUAGAUUUAUAUAAAGGAAUAUAUUUAAUUUUACUUGCAAUAUGUUAGAUUGUUUGUUAGAUUGUUACAAGAGUAGUUCUGUGAGUAACCAUUUGUACUUAAAUUGAUUAGUAGAAGUGAUUGAAUCAGUAUUCUUGGUAAUUAUGUCACAAAAUUUGAUAGAUGAAAGGAAGUGGUAAUGAAAAAGUUUCCUUAAGUCUCGGUCAGCGAACAUGCACACUAUGGAAGGUUACACCAAAUAGUUUCAGAGCACAAAUCAGCUCAAAGUUAACCAAAGGAUAGCAUUUUUUUCUAUUCUUUUUUGGCACAUUCAAGAGAAAUUCUUUUGUGGAAUUCCUUGUGUGUGCUAAAAUGCUUGGUAUUACUUCUCUUGCUUUACAGUCACUAUUAUUGUAACUCAAUUUUGAGUGCUUUUAGUGAGAAGCUCAUCACCAGUCAUGGCAAUAAGUGAAAAACACAAAAAAAUGUUAUUUAGUGUCUCAAGUUAUAUUUAGAUGUUUAUUUAUUUGUUUUAGCACUGUACAAUAAUAUCACUACGCAGAUUUUUAGGUAAUUAUUUUCUCUUCCACAACUAAUUGUUUCCUUUCUGAAUAUUUUUUCUUUCUGUGGUCUGUCACUUUUAUGUUUAUAUUUACAAGAAGUUGCAAAGUAAUUUAUUUUUUAAUCAAUCUGGUGUUGAUAAUUGGUAUAUCAAAAUGUGAUGGAUACUCGUUUGAAAUUGACCCCAAGGCUGUUUCUUUUAGGAUGCUGUGAGUGCUCUUUUGUGUGUGUGUUAUUGGAACAGAGCAGCUCACCGUUGUAAAUUUAUAUGAGUAUCCUAUUUGGGAUCAGUUUUGAUGAUAUUGAUUGAAAUAUAUGAGGAGAUAUUCUCUUUUAAUACUUUUA
This is a messenger RNA of Penaeus chinensis, 1942 nucleotides long. RefSeq lists its product as uncharacterized. Lineage: Eukaryota; Metazoa; Arthropoda; Malacostraca; Decapoda; Penaeidae. The annotation marks the transcript as partial. The transcript has 2 exons. The record is from RefSeq and is a predicted model, not a curated record.